Trichomonas vaginalis G3 is the source of this 759-nucleotide messenger RNA. Its product is annotated as endoplasmic reticulum-plasma membrane tethering. Gene Ontology annotation, molecular function: calcium ion binding. The transcript has a single exon. The record is from RefSeq and is a predicted model, not a curated record. Lineage: Eukaryota; Parabasalia; Trichomonadida; Trichomonadidae. The coding region runs from base 1 to 759 and encodes 252 amino acids.
AUGAAAGUGACUGUCGUCGCUAUACAGGCGACAGACAUUCCUAAGAUGGGCUUUCUGUCGAAAACAGAUCCUUAUCUUGUGAUGAAAAUCUCAAGCGAUGCAGCAGAAUACCGCACAAAAUAUUGCGACGACACAUUAGCGCCUGUUUGGAACCAAAGGUUCGAUUUCAAUAUAAUAAAUCUCGGCGCAGACUACUUAAUCAUCCAAUUAAAAGAUUGGAACACAGUAGAUCAACACAAAAUUAUCUCACGGUUAGAAGUACCAUUACGUACAAUUCCUGUAGGAAGGAUGAACGAUAUGUGGUUCGAUAUGAUUCCAUGCAUAGACAAACCAAAAGGCGGAAAAAUCAGAUUACUAAUCGAAAUUACUGACACAUACAAUCAAAGGCCUCCAGUUCAGAGACCACCAUUCAACAACCAACCACCUCCACCACAGCCACAACCAGUUUAUGCACCUCCACCAUUCAGACCUCCAAUGAAUUUUCCACCUCCUUCACCACAACAAGUUCAAUACGCAUAUUUCCCACCGCAAAGGCCUGAAUACGGUCAGUACCCGCCAAUGCCACCACCUAUGUUUGUCGUACAAGCUCCUAUGGCUCCGCAAAUGGGUCCUCCGGUGAUGCCUUCACCGAGACCGAUGCCGCCACAGAUGAAUCAAUAUGUAAGACCUGAGCCAAACCCUUAUGCUAUGCAAGCUGAGGCAGGCCAAAAUGCUCCUCCGAAGAAUUUUGCUUGGUUUAACCAUCCAGGUCAAUAUUAA